This is a messenger RNA of Physella acuta, 895 nucleotides long. RefSeq names its product peroxisomal targeting signal 2 receptor. Gene Ontology annotation, cellular component: peroxisomal matrix; cytosol. Lineage: Eukaryota; Metazoa; Mollusca; Gastropoda; Physidae. The record is from RefSeq and is a predicted model, not a curated record. Gene Ontology annotation, molecular function: protein binding. Gene Ontology annotation, biological process: protein import into peroxisome matrix.
UUCGAGAAAGUCUAGGGGAGAUCACUCCCACUUUAUUUUUAUUUUUUUGUUGUGACGUGAUUGUGGGUAUAUUUACAUUCAAAACAUGAAUAGCCUAAUACUGGCUAACAGUAAUAUUUUAUUAAUAUUUAGAUCUAGUAAUAACUAAUCAAAAACGUCAAUGAACUCUAUAAAGUUGUCAUAUAGAACUACAUCUAGGCAUGGAUAUUCCGUCAAAUUUUCACCCUAUUAUUCAAAUCGAAUAGCUUGUGCAACUUCCCAGAACUAUGGCAUAGCAGGAUGUGGGACUGUUUACAUAUUGGACGUGUGCACCAGUCAACUGAGACUUGUCCAACAAUUUGACUGGAAUGAUGGAUUGUUUGACGUGACAUGGGCAGAGAACAAUGAAAAUAUUUUCAUCACUGCAGGCGGGGAUGGAUCCAUACAAAUCUGGGACCUAGGCCAGACUAAGGGUCCCCUCAAAGUUUGGCAAGAACACACCAAAGAGGUCAAUGCAGUUGAAUGGUGUCAAACAAGGAAUGAAAACUUUGUUUUGAGUGGAUCCUGGGACAAGUUGAUUAAAUUGUGGGACAUAAAUGCCAGCAAGUCCAUUGGAACAUUUCCUGGCCAUGAUCACAUCGUCUACCACGUGUCCUGGGCACCACUCAAAUCUGCCUGCUUUGCUUCUGCCUCAGGUGAUCAUUCAUUAAGGAUAUGGGACACAAGACAAACUAGUCAAGUGCUUGCUAUAGCUGCACAUAGUGGAGAGAUUCUCACUUGUGAUUGGUGUAAAUACAACCAGAACAUGAUUUUCUCUGGUGGUGCUGAUGGUUUGGUCAAAGGCUGGGACCUGCGCAACCUGCACAUUCCUUUAUUUCAACUCAGUGCCCAUAAAUAUGCUGUGCGCCGCAUUAAA